AUGCCUCAGAUGACCGGCGGCCAGGCUGUGGUCGCGUCCUUGCACGCUCAGGGUGUCGAUACGGUAUUCGGCAUUAUAUCCGUCCACACCCUCGACCUGUUCGAUGCGUUGUUCGACCGCCAGGACGAUGUCCGUUUCAUCGGUGGCCGUUUGGAGUUGGGCUGCGGCUAUAUGGCCGACGGCUACUCCCGCGCCACCGGACGCCCUGGCGUUAUCCUGACUAGCACCGGCCCCGGCGCUGCCGAUUCUGUCGGCGCAAUGGGCGAGGCAUACUUCUCGGCUUCCUCCAUCCUUCAGGUGACCACCAACGUCGAGACCGAAUUCGUCGGCAGCGGCAGAAUGGCCACCCACGAGACCAAGGACCAGUUGGGUAUGUUCGCCGCCGUGACCGACUGGAACGCCCGCAUCGAUCAAAUCGAAUCCAUACCGGAUCAUUUCGUUGAAGCGUUUGUCCGUUUCGGCGAGCGCCGUCCCCGCCCCAUUGAACUCGAGGUUCCCACCGACCUUCUCGGUCAACAGGCUGAGGUGGAGGUGUUGCGGCCCCGGGACCCGGACGUGCCCCAGGGAGAUCCUGUCCAGGUUGAGCGCGCUUGGAACCUGCUCCGUAGCGCCAAACGCCCGGUGAUCUUCCUCGGUGAGGAGAUCCAUACCACCGGCGGAGCGGAUGACAUAAUCCGCCUGGCCGAGCAGAUCGGCGCGCCCGUGGUUACCGGUGAUGGCGCCAAGGGCACCUUCCCCGAAAGCCACCCUUUGUCUCUUGGUAUGGCGCUCGGCAAUCGCAUCUGGGGUCAAAACCCCGUCCUGAACUGGUUGGGUGAAUGCGAUGUCGCGCUCGUCUUGGGCAGUAACCUGCCGUACCGGUCGACUUCCGGCGUCGGCGUCAAGUUGCCGGAAAAAAUCAUCCACGUCCUCCUCGACGGCGAUUACAUCGGCAAGAAUUACGACACCGAGGUCGCCAUCGCUGCUAACAGCGGCGCUGUGGUCCGCCAGUUCCUCAGCGCGGCCGGUGAUGCCGACAUCGGAACCGGUGAUGAAUAUCGCAAAGGAAAUCGCCGAGCUGAAGUCCAGCGUUUACUCCGGUCUGCAAGAGCAAUGGGGCCCUGA
Messenger RNA from Geodia barretti, 1104 nucleotides. Lineage: Eukaryota; Metazoa; Porifera; Demospongiae; Tetractinellida; Geodiidae. The record is from the annotation of a GenBank genome assembly.